Molecule: messenger RNA, 948 nt
Organism: Cuscuta campestris
Lineage: Eukaryota; Viridiplantae; Streptophyta; Magnoliopsida; Solanales; Convolvulaceae
Source: the annotation of a GenBank genome assembly
ACCCGAGAACGCAUUAUUCGCCUUCACCGUCCAUUUCAAUUCUCGCUUCAAUCAUAACAUCUCCUCUUCCUACUUGGAGCGGCUCCUUUUUUUCCCCGCUAGAGAAAACACAGUGAGAAACCGGAAAAAAUGGCGAAGAAGCUGGACUCUGUCGGAUUUCUCAAGGCGUGCAAAAUCCUCAUCAUCGCGGUGCUGUUCUCGGCCGCCGCCGCCGUCGGAGCGGCGGGUGGAGUGUACGAGAUCGGAUACUUUCCGAUGUCAACAACUUCCGCUUCGUCGAAGAUCUGCGAGGGAUCGAUUGGGGAUUGCGUGAGCGCGGACGAGUUCGAGCUGGAUUCCGAAAGCAACCGGCGUAUUCUAGCAUACCGGCGGAAGUACAUUAGCUACAGCGCUCUUCGUCAAGGCACCAUCCCUUGUAACCGACGGGGCGUUUCCUACUACAGCUGCCACACCGGUGCUGAGGCCAAUCCCUACAUGCGCGGAUGCAAUCGGAUCACCCGCUGCCGUGGUUGAAUUUCUAAUUUCCUGGUGCCCUGCUUUCGUUUAUGAAUUGUUUAUCAUGAUUAUUAUUGAUUUCAUAUAUAAAUUCUCAUGGUGAAAUUGGUGCUGUUAGCUCUUCGGAUUUGUGUUUUAAUUUUUCUUUCCACGGGGAUUAUUAUUUGUAUAAAUGGAGGAUAUUAAUUAAUUUAUCAAUCUCGAUCUGCUUUAUGAUUAUCAAUCUGUUUGAAGCUUGGUAUGAACUUCAGUUUGCUGCUCCUCCACUUCGCCGCCGCUGUUCCACCUACAAAACCCCCACCGUCUGGUCAUAUGUCGUCGUCUUCAGUCGCCGGUUAAUGACCCGAUUUGUCGGCCUGGGUCCUAGCCGGCACCGGCGAGUCGGCGAACAAUACUCCGGAAAAAAAUAAAUCAUGUGAAGUCUUCUGGAAAUUAUAAAGUGGACUAAUAUUG